UUCAUUAAUUUUUUGUUAUCAACUAUCCUCUCUAACACUCUUGCUAGAACUGUUUGUUGAACAGGUGGUUUAUGAUGUAGUGGUCGCUUUUAGUUCUUUUAACAAACUGUACAGUCGCUAUCCAAUUUCUCAUUGUAAUAGUCUAUCUUUAACUACUUUUAUGUAUUUUAUUAUCCACUUUCACUUCUAAAUUUAAUUUUUUUCCUUCAAUUUCAGAAUUGCAACUACAAGAAUGGAAAUAUAAUGAUCCAUCGAUAAAACACAAAGAAUUAUUUUUAAGAAUGAUUGAGUAUGGGCGAGAUCCUAAUGUGAACGUUAAACUUUUAAACGAUGUUCGAGUAAUAUUCUCAGAUGAAUUUUGCAUUGGCAAAGGAAGUGAUGGAACCCGUGUUUAUCUUGGACUGAGCAAGGAUGGUUACGGGAAAGCUGUGAAACGAAUACUUCAGUACAACUUUAUCGAUUUUGCAAAGAAAGAAAUGAAAAUUUUUAAUGAAAUUAAAGAAAAGAAUUCGACUUAUCUGGUGAAUUAUUCCUACUUCAUAAAAGACACUGAAACAGAAUGGGUCUAUUUGAUACUUGACCUAUGUGAAGAAUCGUUGGAGAGUUUUGUGCAUUCUUCUACUAUGGAGGAUCUUCAAAAUUCUCUUCCCAAAAUUCUCAGACAUAUUUUAACAGGAUUAGCUGAUCUUCACCGCGAGCCAAGUUCUAUUCUUCACAGGAAUUUGAAGCCUUCCAAUGUUCUCUACAACGCAAAAGGAGAAUUUCUGAUAGCUGACUUUGGUUUAAGCCGAAUAAUGAAGAAUGACGGUACGACACAUGCAAGCAUUGGUAAUAGGGGAACUCCGUAUUGGAUUGCUCCUGAAUCAUAUUGUAAAGAUGAUGAGUCGUUUGACCAAUCAAGUUACAAAAGAGAGUCGGAUGUAAUGAACGCAGGACUCGUUGCUUAUUAUGUUGCUACAAAAGGUAAACAUCCUUUUGGAUCUGACGAGUGUAGAUUGCUAAACUUGUUUCGUGGAAAUCCUGUUGGAUUGAAGGAAAUCAAGGAUGUUCAACUUAAACAUCUUCUUUCAUGGAUGCUACAGCUAAAUCCCAAACUCAGACCAUCAGCAAACGAGGCGCUUAAACACCCUUUUGUACUAUCUGAUAAAGAGAAGUUUGAUAUGCUGUGUGACCUGGGUAACCAACCAAUGACAAAAAUAUCGCGUUUACUUCAUCCUCCUAAUUCAGGUGGCCAUAUGCAGUUGAAUCGUCAAAUAAGUUGGAAAGAUUGUAUUAACCCUGAAGUCUUAAAGCUUUUCAAUGAACGACACUACGACUUUACAUGGUUAGGUUGUGUAGAUUUUUACUAAACUUUCACCAGCAUCGGCACGAUAAACC
Xenia sp. Carnegie-2017 is the source of this 1377-nucleotide messenger RNA. Its product is annotated as serine/threonine-protein kinase/endoribonuclease IRE1-like. The record is from RefSeq and is a predicted model, not a curated record. NCBI's taxonomy places the organism in Eukaryota, Metazoa, Cnidaria, Anthozoa, Malacalcyonacea, Xeniidae. Gene Ontology annotation, cellular component: IRE1-TRAF2-ASK1 complex. The transcript is spliced from 2 exons. Gene Ontology annotation, molecular function: protein serine/threonine kinase activity; ATP binding; RNA endonuclease activity. Gene Ontology annotation, biological process: protein phosphorylation; IRE1-mediated unfolded protein response; intrinsic apoptotic signaling pathway in response to endoplasmic reticulum stress. The coding region runs from base 282 to 1349 and encodes 355 amino acids.